Messenger RNA from Maylandia zebra (zebra mbuna), 6955 nucleotides. The record is from RefSeq and is a predicted model, not a curated record. Lineage: Eukaryota; Metazoa; Chordata; Actinopteri; Cichliformes; Cichlidae.
UUAACAUACUGCUGCAUGGGCUGGGCUGUAGUUACAUUGUAAGGUUUUAAAAACUGAGCUUAAAAAAUGAAUAGUAAUGGUAAAAUCCGAGAGAGGCCGACAGUGAUCACUGACUGUUUUAGAUUAAAUAAAACAAGAUACAAAGAGAACACGCUAAAAACACAACAGCCUUAAUAAAUGCAGAGUAGUUUGGACCCAGAAGCAGGAUUCAUCAGGUCAUCACUUAAUGAUCGGAUAUUCCACCCUCUGUGAAUGGUUUAAUGCAGUACAGUUGUUAUUAUUAUCACUCGUCACAUCCUGUUUAUGACAGUUAAAAUAAAUAACAUUCAUAAGAAAAUUGUCUGUGUAAACUGUAUCUGGUGUUUAUUAGGCCGAUACUACUGUACUUUAAUGUAAUUGAUAAGGAUAGUACUCCAAGAGCCAUAUAUUUUAUGAGGUGGUACUCAUUGUGAAAAGCUUGAGUAGUAAGGCAUUCCUAGUUGACACACCUGCAGCACAAUGUGGAGCUCUGGGAUGGUUCCUCUGGAUUGGCAGACUGGGAAGGUGGUCCCCAUCAUUAUGAAAGAGAACUGGAGGGUGGAUGCUCCACCUAUACAGCGUCUUGAGUUUUCCUGGAAUUGUUUAUGUCAGGGUACCAGAGACAAGAGUUCAUUUGCUACUAGAACACUGGAUUCAGGAGGAGCAGUUUUUGUCAUGGUUGAAACAAUGGACCAGUUCUUUAUCCUCUCGAGGAUAUUUGAGGUUGUGUGGGACUUUACCCAACCAGUCUACAUGUUAUCAUUUGAUACUGAUGGUGAGAAACACCAUACCACCUGUCUGCCUGUCACCUGUGUCUCACCUGUCUGUCUCUCUGCAGACCUUCAUUGUGCUCAGUAAAGGAAACGUGAUCUACAGGUUUAAUGCUGAACCCGCCUGUUACCUGCUGAGUCCAUUCAACCCACUCAGGAUCUUAGCCAUCAAGGUCCUCAUUCAUUCUUUAUUCAGUCUGUUCAUUAUGGUAACGAUUCUGACCAACUGUGCGUUUAUGACGAUGAGUGACCCACCAGCAUGGAGCAAGACAGUCGAAUAUGUGUUCACAGGCAUCUACACAUUUGAAGCAUCUAUCAAAGUUUUGUCUCGAGGAUUCUGCAUCGGAGACUUCACCUUCCUCAGAGACCCGUGGAAUUGGCUGGACUUCAUGGUCAUCAGCAUGGCAUAUUUGACGGAAUUUGUGGAUUUGGGAAAUGUGUCGGCAUUGAGGACAUUCCGAGUUCUUCGAGCUCUUAAAACGAUUACCGUCAUCCCUGGUCUGAAAACAAUUGUUGGAGCUCUCAUCCAAUCAGUGAAGAAGCUUGCUGAUGUCAUGAUUCUGACAGUUUUCUGCCUCAGUGUCUUCGCUCUGAUUGGUCUUCAGCUCUUCAUGGGAAACCUGAGGCAAAAAUGUGUCCUGAUGCCACCACCAUUUCUUAGCAACCACACGUCAGACAGUAAUCUUAACACCAGUUUCUAUGGCAAUGACACUUACAGCAACAACACGGGAAGCAGUAACUUUGACUUCUACGAGUACAUCAACAACCCAGAGAACCAUUACUACUAUCCUGGUCAUGCUGAUGCUCUGCUGUGUGGAAACAGCUCUGAUGCUGGGGUCUGUCCGGAUGGUUACGUCUGUAUGAAGGCAGGGAGAAACCCAAACUACGGCUACACCAGCUACGACACUUUCGGUUGGGCGUUCCUGGCUCUUUUCAGACUCAUGACUCAGGACUUCUGGGAAAAUCUGUUCCAGCUGACUUUGCGAGCCGCCGGUAAAACCUACAUGAUCUUCUUUGUGGUCGUCAUCUUCCUCGGGUCAUUUUACCUCAUUAACCUCAUCCUGGCUGUGGUCGCCAUGGCGUACGCCGAGCAGAAUCAAGCCACCAUCGCUGAAGCCAAACAGAAGGAGGAGGAGUACGCUCAGAUCCUGGAGGCGCUGAAGAGGAGAGAAGAGGAGCAGGCAACCAGGACGGCAGAGCUGUUAGAGGAUGCAGACCCAACACUGCAGAAGAAAAAUUCAUCUACAGAUUUAAACAGCCACAAGCUAGAGCACAAUGCAAUGGAAGAAUUUGAGGAUGACCAGAGGCCGUGUCCUCCAUGUUGGUAUGUGUUCGCUGACAUCUUCCUGAAGUGGAACUGUUGUGGCUGUUGGCGAUGGCUCAAGCAGUGGCUCUUCAUCAUUGUUAUGGAUCCAUUUGUGGACCUCACCAUCACCAUCUGCAUCGUCCUCAACACUGUCUUCAUGGCUAUGGAGCAUUAUCCAAUGACAGAGGAGUUUGAGGAGCUGCUGAGUGUUGGGAAUCUGGUCUUCACAGGUAUCUUUACAGCUGAAAUGGUCCUUAAGCUUCUGGCCAUGGACCCGUAUUACUACUUCCAGGUGGGCUGGAACAUCUUUGACAGCAUCAUUGUCACCAUGAGUCUGGUUGAACUGGGAUUAGCUAACGUUCAGGGCCUAUCAGUGUUACGCUCAUUCCGACUGAUGCGAGUAUUUAAGCUGGCCAAGUCCUGGCCAACCCUGAACAUGCUGAUAAAGAUCAUCGGGAACUCGGUGGGGGCUCUUGGGAACCUGACUCUGGUUCUUGCCAUCAUUGUCUUCAUCUUUGCUGUCGUCGGCAUGCAGCUGUUUGGGAAGAACUAUAAAGACUGCGUCUGUCGCAUUGCAGAGGACUGUGAGCUUCCUCGCUGGCAUAUGCAUGACUUCUUCCACUCCUUCCUCAUCAUCUUCAGGGUGCUGUGCGGUGAGUGGAUCGAGACCAUGUGGGACUGUAUGGAGGUGUCGGAUCAGACCAUGUGUCUGAUUGUCUUCAUGAUGGUCCUGGUUAUUGGAAACCUGGUGGUCCUGAAUCUGUUCCUGGCCUUGUUGCUGAGUUCUUUCAGUGGUGAUAAUCUAGCAGCUCCAGAAGAUGAAGGAGAAAACAAUUUACAAAUCGCCAUAAACCGGAUUAACCAGGCUGUGGCCUGGACCAAGUUCUGGAUCCUGGAACACAUCUGGGCUUUAGUGAGAAAUAAGAAACAAGUCAACCAAGACCAGUCCAGUGCAGUCAGUUGUGAGGAAGACGACACAAUGAUGAAGGAGGUAUUACCUUUGACCUUUGUGACCUCAGAUGAACCAGAGCCCCAUGACAAAGCCUCUAGCUUUAACCAUGGCAUCCUGACCAGUAACUACCAUACCAUUGCAUCCCUGCGGGUCCCAAUAGCCGAGGCUGAGUCCUACUUUGACAUAUGUGAAAAUGAAGAGGAAGAGGAAGAUGACCUGGAUGGAGAAGAGAAGUACUCACAAGGCAAUAUGUCAUCAGUCUGCAGUACUGCAGAUUUUCGUCCUGAAGUCCCAAAGGAGGAAGAUGAAGAAACAAACACGCCUGUGGACUGCUGCAGCGACAAGUUUUACAGUGGCUGUCCACUCCUGGACAUAGACACUUCCCAGGGCCGUGGGAAAGUCUGGUUUAAUUUCAGGAGAACUUGUUUCACUAUUGUAGAGAACAACUACUUUGAGACAUUCAUCAUAUUCAUGAUCCUGCUGAGCAGCGGUGCUCUGGCUUUUGAAGAUAUCUACAUGGAGCAGCGUCGGGUCAUAAAGACGAUCCUGGAGUAUGCGGAUCAGGUGUUCACCUACGUGUUCGUGGUGGAGAUGGUUCUCAAGUGGGUCGCCUAUGGAUUCAAGACCUACUUCACCAACGCCUGGUGCUGGCUUGACUUCCUCAUUGUAGAUGUGUCUCUGGUGUCGCUAACAGCAAAUAUCCUAGGAUACUCUGAGCUGGGAGCCAUCAAGUCCUUGCGGACCCUAAGAGCUCUGAGGCCCCUGAGAGCCCUCUCCCGCUUUGAGGGGAUGAAGGUGGUGGUUAAUGCUCUGGUUGGAGCAGUCCCAUCAAUCUUCAACGUCCUCCUUGUGUGUCUGAUCUUCUGGCUGAUUUUCGGCAUCAUGGGCGUGAACCUGUUUGCAGGAAAGUUUUAUUACUGCUUCAAUGAGACAUCGGAGGAGUUGUUUCUCCCUGAGAGGGUUGACAACAAGACCCAGUGUUUGGCUCUGAUUCAGGAAAACUUCACUGAGGUCCACUGGAAGAACCUGAAGAUCAACUACGACAAUGUUGGAAUGGGCUACCUGUCUCUGCUGCAAGUGGCCACAUUUAAAGGCUGGAUGGAUAUCAUGUAUGCAGCAGUAGACUCAAGAGAGGUGGAAUCCCAGCCAAUGUAUGAGGACAACCUGUACAUGUACCUGUACUUCGUCUGCUUUAUCAUCUUUGGCUCAUUCUUCACCCUCAACCUUUUCAUCGGAGUCAUUAUAGACAACUUCAACCAGCAGAAAGCUAAGAUGGGAGGAGGUGAUAUUUUCAUGACAGAGGAGCAGAAGAAGUAUUACAACGCCAUGAAGAAACUGGGCUCUAAGACACCUCAGAAACCUAUCCCACGGCCUGAGAAUAAGUUUCAGGGUCUGGUCUUUGACUUGGUGACCCAACGUUUUUUUGACGUUCUCAUCAUGGUGUUGAUCUGUCUCAACAUGGUGACUAUGAUGGUGGAAACAGAUGAGCAGAGCAAGGACAAAGAAAUCAUCCUUUACUGGGUCAACCUUGUUUUCAUCAUCAUCUUCUCCACAGAGUGCGGUCUAAAGAUCAUCGCUCUGCGGCAGCACUACUUUGCCGUCGGCUGGAAUAUCUUUGAUUUUGUGGUGGUUAUACUUUCCAUUGCAGGCCUUCUCCUUGCUGACAUCAUAGAAAAGUACUUUGUAUCACCUACGCUCUUUCGUGUGAUCCGAUUGGCUCGUAUUGGCCGAAUCCUUCGUCUUAUUCGUGGAGCCAAAGGGAUCCGGACGCUGCUCUUUGCCUUGAUGAUGUCCCUUCCUGCUCUCUUCAACAUUGGUCUCCUUCUCUUCCUCAUCAUGUUUAUUUUCUCCAUCUUUGGUAUGUCUAACUUUGCCUACGUGAAGAAGGAAGCGAUGAUUGACGACAUAUUUAACUUUGAGAACUUUGGAAACAGCAUGAUCUGCCUCUUCAUGAUCACCACAUCAGCAGGAUGGGAUGGACUGCUAAAUCCCAUCAUGAACACGCCCCCAGACUGCGACCCAGACUUUGAAAACCCAGGAACGACUGUCAGAGGGAACUGCGGCAGCCCAGCAUUAGGCAUCGUUUUCUUCACCACGUACAUCAUCAUGUCCUUUUUGGUGGUGGUUAACAUGUACAUUGCCAUCAUCCUGGAGAACUUCAAUGUAGCUACAGAGGAGAGCAGCGACCCACUGUGUGAAGAUGACUUUGAGAUGUUUUAUGAAACCUGGGAAAAGUUUGACCCCGAUGCCUCACAGUUCAUACAUUACAGUGAGCUGUCAGACUUCUGCGAUGCUCUGCAGGAUCCUCUGAGGAUUCCCAAACCCAACGCUGCCACCCUGAUCCAAAUGGACCUGCCUUUGGUACCCGGAGAAAAGCUGCACUGUCUGGACAUACUGCUUGCUCUCACUGCACAGGUUUUAGGUGAUUCCGGGGCCAUGGAUGCUCUAAAAGGCAACAUGGAAGACAAGUUCACAGCCAACAACCCAUCCAAGGAGUCAUAUGAACCAAUCAGCAGUACUCUGCGGAGGAAACAGGAAGAGGUAGCAGCGACAGUGAUCCAGAGAGCGUACAGGAAGCACCUCCUUCAGCGGGGCAAGGUCAAACGGGUAUCCUACAAAUACGGAGAGAAGCUGGACGGACGACAGGACAAGCCACCAGAGACAGAAGCAACUCUUUCUAAAGGACUGAGUCAGCCGUACAGCGGCAGCCACGAGCAGACGGCUUCAGGUCAGGUGCAUCCCACCCGGGUAGAGCUUCAGAGCGAGUUUGUUCUCCGCGCCGCCCCGCCGUGCAGCACUCAUGAGUUUGUUCAAGAUGAGAACCUGAGGGAAUCUGUCGUGUGACAGCACACCUGUUCCUCCAGUUUCUCCUCUCACCUGUGGAAGCUGCAGCUGGCGUUCUUUCUACAAACUCAGCAGAGACUCUGUUUUUCCGGUGUGUUCAGAGGUUAACACCUUUGUUAAUGCCCUGUGUGACGUCAAACUUUGCAGGUGACCCUGAUUAUUGAUUGUUUCUGAGUCACCUCGAUCGACUCAAAUGUUAUGAUGGAUGUGUUUGAUAUUGUAUCUGAAACUGCCUGAGACAGUACUCAUUAAUUCAUAACAGGCAUGUGCUACUAACCUGAACCUAAGAGCUGACAGUCAAUGAGAGUACAGCAUGUUAGCAGGUGAAGAAGUUCUGGUUAAAGUAGUUCAAAUAUAACCACAUGUUUACCUAUUUAAUUAACAUUUCAUCAACAAAAGACUCAACCUACAAGUUGUUUGUAUUCCCAGUUCUUAAUACUUCCAGUUUGUUGAAUGCAGCUGCAGGUGCUUUCUUUACGCAAAAUCAAAGCUUCUGCAGAGUUGAUAAAACGGGAAGUGUUGUUUUACUGGCUGAGGCAGCUUGUUUGCUGUAUGCUGACACUGUUCCUGAUUGGUGAACAUUUCUGACACACUAAUGACAUAAAAGCAAACACCCCUCAAAGACUGCUGCACACCUUUUUAAUAAAACAUGUCCAUGUACCUGGAAAUGAAAAGAAAUAAAACUGUUACACUGAAAAUGGACAGCCAAUAGGAACAGGCUGUUUUUGUGAUGUAAACAGUGUUUAUUCACUGAAGAAGAAGAGAAGUAAUUUCUUUUUUCUCUUUUUAUGGACUCUGCUGAGUUUCAGUGAUCCUAAAACCUUUGUCUCUUCUCAAAAUACAUUUAUGUUGUUUUUUUACAGACUUCACUUGCAGGUGAACUUUGUCAAACUGUCUUCUUGUUGUUAAGAAACUUUUGCUUCAUGUGGUGGAUGAGUCUCAGCCAUCUGAGUGGUCAGUUGGAUGGAGGAUAGUUGUGACCUGCAGUAAAACAAAGCUUCUGUAAGUGUUGUCAUGACGUUUAUGUCUGUACAUAUCAAUAAAGUUUUCCGAUUCGCAACUGCA